UCUUCAUCAAUUGAUUUAAUUCCCUUCUCUCAUUCUCUGCAUGUCUCUCUAAAACUCAGCGCAAAUCAAAACAACGAAAAAACUCAUAAUUAGAUCGUAAUGGCGUCAGAUCUGAAACCGGCGUACGCAUACACGGUGGUUUACGUCAAGGAUGUUGCUAAAUCCGUCGAGUUUUACGGUAAGGCGUUCGGAUACCCUGUUCGUCGUUUGGACGAUUCCCACAGAUGGGGUGAGCUAGAAAGCGGACAGACAACAAUUGCGUUUACGCCGGUGCAUCAACAUGAAACGGAUGAUCUCACCGGAGAAGUUCAGGAACAGAAAUCGAAAACCAGAAGGAACCAAGUUGAGGUAUGCUUUGCUUAUGCAGACGUGGAUGCUGCAUACAAGAGGGCGGUGGAGAAUGGGGCGGAGGCGGUGUGCCCACCGGAGGAUAAAGCAUGGGGGCAGAAAGUGGGGUAUGUUCGUGAUAUCGAUGGGAUUGUGGUGAGGAUGGGAAGCUUUGUGAAGUCGCGUUGAAUCUUGUGCAUGUAUGUAUGCAUACACACUGUGUGGGGUUGUGGUGGGUCAUGUGUUAAAUAAUAUUAUAUACUAAGUAUAUUUUGCUUUUUUCAUUGAGGUUAUCGUUUCACGAUUUCUUCAUAAAACUCAUAUAGGGGAUGUUCGCUUGUAUGUAAUUAUCU
Messenger RNA from Lactuca virosa, 680 nucleotides. The record is from the annotation of a GenBank genome assembly. NCBI's taxonomy places the organism in Eukaryota, Viridiplantae, Streptophyta, Magnoliopsida, Asterales, Asteraceae.